Girardinichthys multiradiatus is the source of this 6134-nucleotide messenger RNA. RefSeq names its product somatostatin-like receptor F_48D10.1 (gene sstr5). The record is from RefSeq and is a predicted model, not a curated record. Gene Ontology annotation, biological process: cellular response to glucocorticoid stimulus; regulation of insulin secretion; neuropeptide signaling pathway. Gene Ontology annotation, molecular function: neuropeptide binding; somatostatin receptor activity. Gene Ontology annotation, cellular component: membrane; neuron projection. NCBI's taxonomy places the organism in Eukaryota, Metazoa, Chordata, Actinopteri, Cyprinodontiformes, Goodeidae. The transcript is spliced from 5 exons. The coding region runs from base 678 to 2036 and encodes 452 amino acids.
CCCGUCCUUUUCCAUCCGUACUGGACACGAAGUGGAAAAAUCCUGGCAAUGUAUGGCUGACAGAGAAGAUUGCCCAGAUAUUUACUUGUUUUCUUGUAUUUAAGAAGAAAUUUGUAUUUUUUGUAUUUUUUUUUUGUUUUUUGCCUUUGUGCGAAGUAAGCCGAAUCUUGACUUUGUGCGUUGAAUGUCUCUCCAUUGCUUAAAUAUUAUAUUCUGCCAUUAUCACAUAAACGGGAUGGCUUUAGAAAAGGCAUAACCUAUAUGCUGUAGAGCUACCAUUGCAGAAUUAAAAAAUCUGAAGAUCAAUCCGAGCAGAUGUGUCGUGCGUAAAAGCAGUGGCACUGAUGCGCAGCGCACCACUCGGCUUGCUUUGUAAUUGCGAAAUUUGACAAAAAAUAUGCGUGUUAAUUAACAGCGUUAAUAUGGCUCACCUAAAGCUUUUCCAAAUGCAACUUCUCAUGUGAGGUUUGAGUCUCUUUAGUUCAAACGGAGUUAAAUUUGAGUCAAAGCAGACACUUACACGGGCUCAACCUGUUUUUAUUGAGUUUACAAAAGAAAAGAAAACAGCUGCAACACUUCACUGUUGCAGCAGUGUUAAUUGUUGUUUGCCAUGAAAUAGGUACCGUAUAGGCAUUUUUUUAUUCAGGGGAGUCACAUCUGAAUGUGGGCUGUACACAAUGGACCAUCUGGACCCGUACUGGUAUCCACUCCCUCCAGAACUCAACUCCUCAGGAGCCACUGGCUCACCCUUCUUCUUUCCUUACCCUCGCCUCCUAAACAUCUCCUCUAACGUGUCCACGCAGAGUGUACCCUUUCAGGGCAGCAGCACCCUGGUAACUGCUAUCAUCUCCUUCACUGUCUUCUUGGUGGGUCUGACCGGCAACACGCUGGCCAUUUACGUGGUGCUGCGCUACGCCAAGAUGAAGACGGUCACUAACAUUUACAUCCUGAACCUGGCUGUUGCCGACGAGCUGUACAUCAUCGGGCUCCCUUUCCUCACCACUCAAAAUGUUCUGUCGUACUGGCCCUUUGGAUCGUUCCUCUGUCGUGUGGUAAUGACUGCAGACUCCAUGAACCAGUUCACAUCCAUCUUCUGCCUCACGGUCAUGUCCAUGGACCGUUACCUGGCUGUGGUCCAUCCGAUCCGCAGCACCAAAUGGAGACACCCUCGGGUGGCCAAGGUGGUGAGCGCAGCGGUGUGGGGGGUGUCCUUUAUCGUGGUCCUGCCAGUGGUCAUCUUCUCUGAUGUGCAGGAAAAAUUUAACUCCUGUAAUAUGAUCUGGCCGGAGCCAAAGGAUGUGUGGUCAACAGCCUUCAUUAUAUACACUGCAACAGUUGGUUUCUUUGGACCACUGCUCAUCAUUUGCCUGUGUUACCUUCUUAUUGUUAUUAAGGUGAAGUCCUCUGGUGCCAGGGUAGGCUUCAAUAACCGCCGUCGUUCAGAGCGGAAGGUGACACGGAUGGUUGUGGUCAUCGUGGUGGUGUUCGUGCUCUGCUGGCUGCCGUUCUUCAUCAUCAACAUGGUCAACCUGGUGGUCAUCAUCCCUGAGUCCAGUGCCACUGCUGGGAUCUACUUCUUUGCUGUCAUCCUGUCCUACGCCAACUCCUGUGCAAACCCACUGCUCUACGGCUUUUUGUCAGAUAACUUUAAACAAAGCUUCAGAAAGGUGCUUUGUGUUAGGUGUAUGAGGUGUGCUGCCAAUGGGGUUGAUGAUGGAGACCCCAGUGCUCCACGCACAGAGAAAACUACAGCGCAGGACUGCAUCCUGCUCUCCCCCCGUAAUGAGGUCUACCACGACCCCCCGAGCAGCCAGAUCUCCCCCCACCCCACUGACUCUAUUGACCCUCAUGCUGCUGCCAACCUGAACCGCUCCAUCCCUAAAUACCAGCUUUCCUCCACGUGCCCAGGAACCGCCACCAUAGCCGUAAACUCCAUGAUAACUCCUGAGACAACUGCGCCUGAACCUCCCACCAUAACAGUCCUGACCGCUGCCUCCUCCUCCUCAGCUUCCAUAGCUCCAAAGGAACAGCAGUGAACAGACUCUGGAUCUUAGAGUGUGUUUGUAGAAGUGAAACAGACAGGCUGGACUAACUGAUUAAAAUAUAAAACCUAAAUAUUCAAAUACAGCAUUUGUGCCCCUCCCUGCAUGACACUAACUCUUGACGAUAUUUUGUAACAAAGCCCAACUCUUUAUCAAGCAUCACUCUGACAUAAGUGCCUUUUCAUCAGCCCCUUCAGCAGUUACUUCAAUUUCUAAAGGAAGCCAGAAACAUUAAUAUGAUUUUCUUUUCUUUGUUUCAAGGACUCCUGGAGCACGUAACCAUGUGUACUAGAACCAAAAGCCUUUGCAUUUAGAAAACACAACCCAUACAAUUUAUUUUAUAUAACCAACAUUAGUGGUUAAAUUUGGACUUAAUGAAACAUUUUUAUUUUAUGCUGGCACAGAUUUCUAGUUACCUACUAUACAAUUAUAGAGAGUAAGAUGCAUUCAUCAUGCGCAUGAAUGUCAUAUUUAGUUUGGGCUUUAAAUUAUUUUUUUUAUCUGCUCAGAGUUAACAUGUACAUAAUAUAGAUGCAGAAUAAAUAUAUACAUACACCACCAUUUAUAUUUAGAUUACUGUCUCUGAGCAAAUUGCACCUUAGGCACUCACCUUUUUGUAGCCAAGAAUGAGGUUUUUGAAUAGAAAUUCUGGAGCAUAUUUAAAUUGGUUGGUUUCCUCGAACAGACUUGACAUUUAUGCAAAAUCCACAUGUGUUGGGAUCAUUGUCAUUUUAGAACACCUUCUUGUGUCAAAGUUUUUAUUUCACCCAAACUCUCACCUUCAGAGGAGAAGAAAUUGGUUGGGAUAUUCAAGCCUAUCUAUAAGAGGAAAACUGCUGAACCACCAGUUUUACUGUCCAUAUUACAGCAUGUUCAACAUAAAUGUGAACUAUUAGGCUGCUGACUUCGAAAGAAACAUCUGCACCAACAUCUACACCUUCAUGCUUGACUAAAAGUGGCACCAGUCCACAUGGACAAACCGAUGAAUACUGGAUUUAAUAACAGACUACAUUGACAAGGAGGGAUCAGUGUGAGCUUUCAAAACCUUGAACACUGUAACAAUCAAACAAAUGUAGCAACCCAAGAACCUCCAAGGCUCAAGCCCGUCCUGAACUGUAACCUCCUGCAACCCCAGUGUCACUGUCCACGGUUGAAUUGAGUUUAACAUCAACAUGGAAUGGCAGGGUGCUGACCAAGAGGUGCCUGCUUCAAAAACAACCUCUCAACUCUAAGUGCCAAAGAAGAAUGUUUGGAGGAGUCAAUGUGAAGUUUUCAAACCUGAGAACACUGCACCACCUGUCAAGCAUCAUGCCAUGGGACCGCUUUGCACCAAUAGUUCUGGUGCUUUGAAGAAAGUAGGUGAAAUAAUGAAGUAGAACUACCUCCAGAUUCUUUAACAUCAAACCAGCAUCAGACGUCUUGAAACUUGGACACAAUUGGAUGUUCCAACAGGACAGUGAUCCCAAACACUCCUCAAAACAGGCAAAACAUUUAUUCCUUGCAAUUGCCUUUCCAAAAGCUCUCCAUCUACCCUAUUAAAAAAGAAUGAACCGAGCUAAAAAGGAAUGAACCGAGCUGAAAUGUCACAUUUAUACCAGGAAAAUUAACCAUUAAAAAUUAGCUUUAUCAUUUCUGAUUAAAACAGUGGACCAAUAUAUAGCCAGAAUUAUGCCAGAAGCUGGUUGAAGCCUACAAAUAUUGACUUCCCUGCGAGUACACACUGAACACUCAUCAUGACCACACAGCUACUGUGCCUCAUGAGGGGAACACAGACACGAUUUUUCAGACCAACUAAAGCCAACUGAAAGUAUCCAAUGGCUGCAAGGUUAACAAUACUUUACCUACUUCUAGUCCGCCUCUGACAAUAUUUCCUGUCCUGCAGGACUUUUUCAAUGACUGUUGACAGCACAUUUGCAGUUGGAUCAAUAAUCUGUUCACACUUCCUAAGUCAUUUCCAGAGAUUCAAAGACGUUUGAGUGUGACUGAGCUCGGGUAGGAUUUGGUUGGCUCACACAGUUGCAUUUGUGUCCCAAUUUAGCAGAAAAUAGCUUCAACCAAAUGUAAGCGGGGAUUGAUGCACAGUGGUUCUCAAAUGUUUACACACCCCUGUUAUAAUUCCUGGAUUUUAAGACUAUUUAUUUCCACCUUUAAUGUGACACAUAUCCUGUGCAAUUCCACGGGAAACAGACAAAUAUGAUAAGAGAAAAAUGCAAAACAGAAGUACUACAAUAACCUGAUAGUAUUGGUGUGAACACCCAUAAAUUAAUACUUUACCUUUUGAUUCGGUUUCUACAUUCAGUCUUUUUUGCUGGAAGUCUGUCAGGAACAACAUCUUGACUUAACAAAAUCAGUCCACUCUACCUUUCAACAAAUGUUCUCGGAGUUUCUUAGAUUAUAAGGACAUCUCUUGUCCACAACCUUCUUCAGGUGACAUCAUAGAUUCCUGUCAGACGCAGGAACUCAAAAGGUUCAUUCAAAAUAAUGCCACAACGAAAAGUAACCCUAGACCAUAUUUCAUUGUGGGAAAGGUGUUGUUUUGAUAAUGAACUGUGUUGUUUAUGAGUCAGUGUUACUGUCUGCCUCUUGGAAACUUCCCUGACCAGUUCCAGUCUUAAAUUAAUAUUAGUUAUGGAGAAAAAUCAAGUUAUAAUAAUGUCACCUUGUUGGCAAAGUAUGAGUUAAUUUUAAAGAUGCAAAUGAAUGAACGUAAAACAAAUCCUAUGAGGACAGCUGAACUUUAUUUCUGGUUAAUCAGAUUUAUUAUAACUAAUGAGAGGUGUGAACUCAAGAAGACUGAAUGCUAAAACCGAAUCAAAAGGUGUUUCAGCAAAGUAUCACUUUAACUACACUCAUGCAACCAGGUUAUUUGUGGGGUUUUCAGUUCAACAGUACUUGAUAUAUCUUGCAUUAAAGUUAAAAACAGCUGUGAAAUGAUUUAUAUCAAUUUUGUUUUACUUGACAAGACCUAAAAUAUUCACUGUAAGUAUUGUUUUUAAACCUGUGUAUAUAAUUUUGAGCCUGUGUGAGUUAGAGAGGAAUCAGAAUCAGCUUUAUUGGCCAAGUUUGUGCACACAAACAAGGAACUUGACUACAGUUCCACUUCACACUCAAUGUACAGACAAUUAAAAUAUAUAUUUAGAUGAAAAUAGUAUUUUUGAAUGUAAAUGUUAGUACUGGGCAACGAUAAAAUAUUUUAAUCAUGAUUAAUCUCAUCAUGUUUUUACAAUUACUUGAGAUUAAUCUCAUUAUUUUGCACAUAAUUCAAUAAUUGAUUUAAAAGUGUUGAUCAAAUUUUAAAGAACUGUUCAAUGAAAAAAAAGUGCGAUAACAUUUUUUUGUAAACACUUUAAACAAAUAAAGUACUUUUUUAACAGUCGUAUUCCCUUAAACUCCCUUCAACUGAGUCUCGACUCAAUGAACAUAAUCAAAUCAAAUUAAGUACAAUCCCAAAGCCAUUUGCCACUGCCAGAUCAAUAAUGUUUUAUAUAGUUUGUAAGGACAAAAAGUAACCCUCCGUCCAAAGACAUAACUGUAACAGGUAUUUUUCAGUCAACAACAAAUUUUACUCCUUUUUUUGCUGACUUUGAACAGAAACACUGAAACAGAAAUAGAAAUAAGGGAGCAUCAGUAACAACUGAGCCUGUAAUCAACCAAGCCUCUCUUGUCUUUGUUGAUUUAUUCUUCUCCCACGCAUCUGUCUUAGUCUGCAGAAGCCUCCCGCCACUGUCUGACACCAUGGGUGAUCUGCUAGCAUGAAUUUAAGUGAUACUCCAGACUCAAACUACUGCGAUGAUAAUACAACUCACAGUUGCAAGGCUUACAAAUAACUUUGCUUCCAUUCAGCUCACUGUCAGGAAAAGAUUUAAAAUGAAAAUGCCCAUGGAAAAGUCUGGUACUUUUCUUAAUUUUUCUGUCCUCGCUCAUUUUUUUCUAUUGUAGAUGAGCCUUAAAAUACAAAGGCUGCCAUUGGUUGAGACACGCGAUGCGCAUCCAAAGCCAAUACUGAUCAACAUCCCUUUAUACUGUAUAUACUGUAUUCAAUAUAUACUUCAAACAUAAAGAUAUAAAAUUCUAAUUUUUAGUGAAGAAUCA